Molecule: messenger RNA, 828 nt
Organism: Chroicocephalus ridibundus (black-headed gull)
Lineage: Eukaryota; Metazoa; Chordata; Aves; Charadriiformes; Laridae
Product: homeobox protein CDX-1-like
Exons: 3
Coding region: 1-828 (275 amino acids)
Biological process (GO): animal organ morphogenesis; cell differentiation; regulation of transcription by RNA polymerase II
Cellular component (GO): nucleus
Molecular function (GO): DNA-binding transcription factor activity, RNA polymerase II-specific; RNA polymerase II transcription regulatory region sequence-specific DNA binding
Source: RefSeq, a predicted model, not a curated record
AUGUAUGUGAGUUAUCUUUUGGAUAAAGAAACCAGCAUGUAUCCAGGAUCCGCAAGGUGCAGCAGCAACAACCUGCCAGUGCAAAACUUUGUGUCUACUCCACCCUAUUCAGAUUACAUGGGAUAUCAUCAUGUGCCAACUCUGGACACCCAUGGACAGCCUGCGGGAACCUGGGGAUCUCACUAUGGCCCACAGAGGGAGGACUGGAACGCUUACGGCCCAGGACCUUCCAGCACGGUUGCUGCUGCACAGAUCAAUGGCUCCUCUCCUGGACAGGUCUCCUACACUUCUGCUGAUUACAGCUCCCUCCAUCCUGCUGGAUCUGGGGGGUUACCUCCUGUAGAUACAAUUAAUACACAGCAAAUCUCUCCCAACAGCCAAAGGCACAGCUCUUACGAAUGGAUGAGGAAAACGGUGCAAUCCACUUCCACAGGUAAAACAAGAACAAGAGAGAAGUACCGAGUGGUUUACACAGAUCAUCAGAGAUUAGAAUUAGAGAAGGAAUUUCAUUACAACAGAUACAUUACAAUCAGGAGGAAGUCUGAACUUGCUGCAAACCUAAGACUUUCCGAGAGACAGGUGAAAAUCUGGUUCCAGAAUCGCAGAGCCAAAGAAAGAAAAUUAAUGAAGAAGAAAAUGACUCAUUUUGAUGGCAGCAAUCUUGGCUCUAUGCAGAGUGACUCUGGCUCAGUGAGCCCGAUGCCAGUUCCUGACCAACAGACUCAUUCAGACAUGCCCAGUUCUUUAUUCCCACCUCCUCCACCUCCACUUCCCAUGAACGGUUUGCAGCACAGCGGGAACCUGCAGCAGGUAGUGGCCUCUCAGUGA